Messenger RNA from Penicilliopsis zonata CBS 506.65, 4120 nucleotides. RefSeq lists its product as hypothetical. Lineage: Eukaryota; Fungi; Ascomycota; Eurotiomycetes; Eurotiales; Aspergillaceae. The record is from RefSeq and is a predicted model, not a curated record. The transcript has 2 exons. Gene Ontology annotation, biological process: stress-activated MAPK cascade; protein phosphorylation. The coding region runs from base 1 to 4104 and encodes 1367 amino acids. Gene Ontology annotation, cellular component: cytoplasm. Gene Ontology annotation, molecular function: MAP kinase kinase kinase activity; ATP binding.
AUGGAGCACCCUGACAUUGCCAACCAUGACUCGGACGGCUCGGGCUCGUCCGACGACUUCCUGCCCCAGCCGCCGUACGUCGCCAGACCGACGCUUGGCUUCGACGACGGCUUCGACGUCCAGCUCCAGGCCCCGGCGACGGUCACCGUCGCCUCCUCCCCGCCGCCCCCCCAUACCGCCGGCUUGACUCCCUGGCCCACCAUCGCGGGCACGACUCGUCCACGCGGCGCCAGUCUCGGGGCCUCCUCAGCGUUGGACACUGUGCCUCCACUGGACGGUCUCCCGCUGACUGACCGCGACCUGAGGCUGCAACGGCCCUCCGUCCCCGCCAGGACCCCGUCCAACACCUACGCCCCCCAGCGCCGCCCGACCCAGUACCUCAACCUCCAGAACGACCGGCAGCGCUCCUCAUCCACCAAGCGAGGCACCAGACGCGACCCCAAUGCUCAAUACCGAGCGCAGGAAAAGGCCUAUGUCCAGCGGAUCCGGGCAAACCCGCAGGCGUGGUACCGCCAUUUCGAUGAUGCUCAGUCUUAUACGGUGGGAGAUUCGGAUCUGGAAGAGCCCUCGCCUUCCUCGGAGAUGACCUUCGAGGACGAUCCGUACGAUCCGGACAUCCAGCUGUUUCUUGCCGACGAUAACCAGCCUACGAUCGAGGAGCUCAAGAACCCGAAGAACCAAGAGAGACUGGAGUGGCAUUCCAUGCUGGCCUCCGUUCUAAAGGGAGACGUCGUGAAGCAGGAGAAACAACGACUCAUCGGCACCACGGAAUCGAAACGGUCUCUUGCUUUGAAUAACGAGAUCUGGUGGGGUGUGCGUGCGAAAUGCUGCGGCCGGAGUGUUGCCGUGCAGCGGAAACUCAUCGAAGAGGCACGAGCUGGUCUCGGCCCCUUGAUCGAGGACAUUAUCAACUUCGAGAUCAAGGGGGAAAAGGAGAUUGGAAAGCCGCCCAUCCAGCAAGUCGAGGAUAUCGUCGAGAAGAUCGGCAGGUGCGAGGCCCUCUACUCGACGCGCAAGGAGAUGGAAAUCGCCAACCCGCGCAUCGCGUCGGAAGAGUUCUGUUCCAGCCGCGAAGCGGUCGUGGCAUGGCACAACACCACCGCCCUCAUCAACACCGAACUCGCCAUCCUGCAAAGCUGGGUGGGGAACCCGGAGCUCGACUUCAGCAAGCCCCGCGUGAAAUGUCCUGGGUCCGAUCUUUCGGAUGAGACCUCCUUCCUCGAUCGCAUCAUGAAGGAGGACGGUCUCAAGACCCUCCAGGGUCGACACAAUAUGCUGAAUGCACACGAAAAGGUCAUCAAAAAGGCGAAAAGCACCCUCAUCGAGAAUUCAGAGGCCUUUGCCAAACGCCAUCUGCCCCCGUAUAUCGAAGAGCUGUUGACUUUGAUCAAUUUUCCUUCGCGACUCAUCCAGGAAAUCAUUCGCCUACGUUUAUCCUAUGCAAAGAACAUGAAGGACCCCGCCCAACAAUCCAUCAUCCUGGUCGACCAGAUGAUCAAUCAGUUCCAGAUUCUCAUGCGCGUUGCUGUCGAGAUCAAACAGCGUUACCUGGACAUCUCCCGGCCCGAACCGGGCUGGGACCUUCCUCCCUGCAUUGACGAGAAUUUCGACUCUGUUGUCCUGGACGCUUUGAAGUACUACUUCCGUCUGCUGAACUGGAAGCUAAAUGCCAACAAAAAUACGUUCAAGGAGGCCGAAAUCCUCGAACAAGAGUGGGAGUUCUCCAACGAGAUCGGCCGCCAGCUUGAGGGCGGAGAUAUCGAAGUCGCCGAACAAUUCAGUGCCUUGACAGCCAAGUCUCUUCAGCGUCUAAUGAUUCACUUUGAGCGAGAGUUACCGAUACGCGUGAACGAGGGGUCGAUCGAUAUGGAUAAGCGAUACAAGAGUGUUUUGGACUCUACCCGCAUUCGCCAGCGGAAACUGUACCGGUUUUCGCGCUUCCUUCGCCAAUUAUUCGAAAACGCUACGGAAUACAACAUCACUGCUGACAUUGCGUACGAUUUCUUCGAGGCGCUGCUGGUAUCAGACCAUUUCUUAGUCCGGUCAAACAACUCGGUUGGACAAAAGGGGGUGUACCUGAUUGCGCAUCACGCACUGUGGGACCGUCCUGAAGAUAUCCAGGCGAUCCUUGCCACCUCCUUCCGCGAGGAGGACGUGGCGAAAGAUACCCCUCAUGCUCCAUAUGUGCUGGUCAUUCGUCCCGAAAAGCCUCUUGCGUGGGCCGGGAAAGAAAUGCAGGUGGCAGUGCUGGAACAACCGACAGAUGUCCGACUCGGUAAACUGCGGCUGGUGGUGGAAGGCACCCAGCAGCGGCUGUCUAACGCACGCCACGAGUUGGCACAGCUGACCGGCAUCCACCUCGACAUGGCGAUUGAACAACGCGCGAAUCUAGGGCGGGUCAACGUGGAGCUCAACCGGAUCAAGAAGAUCUCCUUCAAGCUCUCGAUGACCAUUAUGGACAGCGUGGCGGAGAUCCGGAACCAACUCAAAGAGAAAGACGUGGAAAACCAAGAGCUGAUCCAAGCCUGCUAUGCCUUUGCCACCGAGUUUGGCAAGCGGUCCUCAAACUACGUGGAUCCGAACCGACGUGCGAUGAACAAUGCGCGACUGGUGGAACUGUCGCUGGAUUGGGUCUCGUUCAUCUGUGACGACUGCGAUGCCGCCGACCGCAAGACGUUCAAGUGGGCAGUUGCGGCCCUGGAGUUCGCCAUGGCCAUCACGUCCAGCAGACAUCUCCUCUCCAUGGAUGAUGUUCAGUUCGGCCGCCUGCGGCUAAAGGUGGCCGGCUGUAUGUCCCUGCUUAUCUCGCACUUUGACAUCAUGGGUGCCCGGUCUUCGCUGGCCGCGCAAGCCGAGAAACAGCGCAUCGAGGAGCGCAGCGGGGCGUGGAGGAUCGGUGCAGGCCGAGUCCUGACCGACCAAGAAGCUACCAGGCUCGUGCGUGAGCAACGGCAGUACGCCCUGAUGGAGAUCGAAGAUAGGCGCGUGGAGGAAGACGCCAAGCGCCAGGCGCUGGGCCGGGUCCUGGAAGGAUCCAACGAGGCAGACCGGUCUCUGACGGUGCUGUCGGCGUCUGCCACGAACAUGACUCUCCGGUGGCAGCAGGGCCAGUUCAUCGGAGGCGGGACCUUUGGGUCUGUGUAUGCGGCGAUCAACCUCGACAGCAACUACCUGAUGGCCGUCAAGGAGAUCCGGCUACAGGAUCCCCAGAUGAUCCCGACCAUUGCGCAGCAGAUCCGGGACGAGAUGAGCGUGCUCGAGGUCCUGGACCACCCGAACAUCGUCUCGUACCAUGGCAUCGAGGUGCACCGGGACAAAGUCUACAUCUUCAUGGAGUACUGUUCUGGCGGCUCGCUGGCCAGUCUGCUCGAGCACGGCCGCAUCGAGGACGAGAUGGUCAUCAUGGUCUAUGCCCUGCAGCUGCUCGAAGGUCUGGCGUACCUGCACCAGUCGGGCAUCGUCCACCGCGACAUCAAACCCGAGAACAUCCUCCUCGACCACGACGGGGUGAUCAAAUACGUGGACUUUGGCGCGGCUAAAGUGAUCGCGCGCCAGGGCAAGACAGUUGCCCCGCUAGACCUGCCGACCAAAGACAUCACCAACAACACCAACAACAACAACAGCCAGAUCGCCGCCGCGCGGAAGAACCAGAAGACCAUGACGGGCACCCCGAUGUACAUGUCUCCCGAGGUGAUCCGCGGCGACUCGUCCACCUCGGUGCACAGGCAAGGGGCCGUCGACAUCUGGUCGCUGGGCUGUGUGAUCCUGGAGAUGGCGACGGGGCGACGGCCCUGGUCAACCCUCGACAACGAAUGGGCCAUCAUGUACAACAUCGCGCAGGGCAACCAGCCGCAACUGCCCGCGCGCGACCAGCUCAGCGACGUGGGAAUCGACUUUCUACGCCGCUGCUUCGAAUGCGACCCGAACAAACGCCCCACGGCUGCCGAGCUCCUGCAACACGAAUGGAUCGUCUCGAUCCGCCAGCAGAUCGUCCUCGAGCCGCCGCAGACCCCAAGCAGCGACGCGGGCAGCACCUCCACCACCAACGCUACCAUCGCCAGCAGCUCGUCGGCGAGUAGUCGGCACAACUCGUCUUUCAUGUAGUUUGAAUCCUUUGCCC